Molecule: messenger RNA, 510 nt
Organism: Colletotrichum phormii
Lineage: Eukaryota; Fungi; Ascomycota; Sordariomycetes; Glomerellales; Glomerellaceae
Exons: 1
Coding region: 145-414 (89 amino acids)
Source: RefSeq, a predicted model, not a curated record
UAUGUGAGUCAAAACUUAGGCAGCCUCUCAGCUGCAGAAAAAAGAGCCAUCCAUUUGUCAUGGGAGGGGUGUAGUAGUCCCGCACCGAGCAACUAUCCGUGUCCUCGGCACAGCUAACAAAAGCCUAGAAAUACACACGAAAACAUGCCGUUCGUGGCAAUAGUAGUUGCAAUCCUUCCUCCCGUCUUUUCUUCAUCUCGUAUCCCGCCGUCAAGAUUUUCGCCUUGCUCACUACGUCUGUCCCAUUCCUUACGUUGCGCCGUAGACCCCAUGGAAAAGAUUCAGCUUCCUGUCCUGCCAGACGACGGAGAAAAAAAAGUGUCGAAAUGGGCAUGUGUUUUUCGUAAAGACGUGCAUUUUCUUUUUUGCAGCUCCUCCAAAGAAAACAACAACAGUAAAACGCAGUUCAUCUGAAGACAUUCCCGAAAAAGCGCUGACCAGAACCCGAGGAUCCCCCCCCAACCCCUUUCCUAUUCCCAUUGUCCGUCGCUGCCCAAACGCCAAAGUCAA